Molecule: messenger RNA, 1416 nt
Organism: Plasmodium gonderi
Lineage: Eukaryota; Apicomplexa; Aconoidasida; Haemosporida; Plasmodiidae
Exons: 7
Coding region: 1-1416 (471 amino acids)
Biological process (GO): response to pheromone; G protein-coupled receptor signaling pathway
Source: RefSeq, a predicted model, not a curated record
AUGGAAUCAAGAAAACGUUUUCUCACAAUCCUUUUUUUUCUUCUGUACGUUGCAAGUUGGGAUGGAAGUUUGCACCCUGGGGAGGAUAGGUCACUUGACGAGAUACUAACAAAGGUAUAUGAAGAAAAUUAUGUUCAUAAAAAUAAAAACAUUAGAAGUGGCACCAUGUGGAUGGUGGCAAUUCAAUACGCAAGAGAGAUAAAGACUUUCGUGACGAAUUGUUUUAAGAGUAUCACAAGGUCGAAAUACUUUUAUGCAUCUGGAAAGGUCAUAUAUGGUAUGAAAGACGACAGGGAUUUUAGCAUAUUUUCACAUUUCUGCUACAGUAAUAGUAGGCGUUCAAAAGAAAAGGGAGUUGUAAUUCUGACAAGUUUAUUUAUACCCAAAACUAAAUUCUUAAUAUCAAAUCAAACAGAGGAAGAAAUGUAUAAUAAUGUACAUAAAAAAGAUGGAAAUACGUGUGAAGAUUUGGAAAAAAAGUCUUUAUUUGUGCAUACUUUUAAUGCUACUUCAGCAGGGUAUUUAGACAACUCCUAUUUUAUAUACGAAAAAGAUAUAGAUGACAAUUUGAGAGACACAAAAUUAAAUUUCGCUCUACUAAAUUGUGGCCAGGAAAUAAAAAAUGCGUACAAAAUUGAAUUCAGAAACAAUGACAACUUUUUGAGAAAUCAUUUUUCUUGUGAAGACCAAGGGUUAAUUGAGAUACAUAUACUAUUGGUUAUGAUACUAGGUGUGCUUUCACUAGUGUACAAGAAAAAAGAAGAAACAUUAAGACAAGCGAAUAAUGCACUGAAGGAAUCUUUGCAUGUAGCUGUCCUGUUUUUCUUUUUUUCGAAUUUAUUAUAUCUUAUACAUUUGUUUGUUUAUGCUUUCAAUGGGUCUGGGUUCACUAUACUUAAGGUGCUGAGCCAAAUUUUUGAAUCCAUCUAUGAUUGUUUUAUUGUGAGUAUAAUAUUUUAUGUAAUGUGUUGUACACAUGAUAAGAAUAAAAGAAGGGAAGAUACUUUUAGGAAUUCUCUUGUUUAUAGUAUGUUUAAAUUUACGUAUGUUUUAUUCGAGGUGCAGAAUCAACAGGACUUGAAUCUGUAUGCAUCUUUAUCAUCAGUUGUAGCUUUACCCUUUGUGGCAUAUCGAUUCUUCAUUGCGGUGUUGAUUUACAACAACUGCAAGAAACUGAUGAAGGAAAAGACUUACAGUAAUGAGAAGUUUUCUGUUUUAUUUGAAGCGUUUUUGUACAACCUCUGGAUCAUGUCUAUCCCCAUGUACUACUUACUGAUGACUAGAGCUUCAGUACAUUUCACCCACCUGUUCGUGCAUUUCUCGAAUCUUUUAAUUUUGAUCUAUUUGGUACACAUAAUUUCUGAAAAGAAGUAUGAAGAGCUGGAAUCCAGGAAUCCAUACUUAGAUAUGGAGUGA